AUGACCACCGAGGAGCCCAUCUCCGUUCCCGAGGCGGUUGCGGUGGAGCCGACCGCCACGGCGCCCAAGAAAAGGCUGAAGCAGCCCACCCGCCCUGAUGAGGCUGAGUACAAGUCGCAGACGGAGGCCCUCCAGCAGAGCAUCGUCGCACACAAGAAGCGCGCCGCGGAGCUGCUGGAUCUCAUGCAGGCACACCGGGAGGGCAGGGGGAAGGACACUGGGGAGCUGCAGGAGGUGAAGACGAAGCUGGCCGAGCUGCGCGCCAAGUUCAACGCCCUCAUGGCCCAGCGGCGCGAGGUGCGCACCCAGCUGGAAAGCGUGACCAAGUCGCGCGACAGCGUGCGCACCGGCCUGCGCGACCUGCGCAGCAACCUGAAGUUCACCAGUGUGGAGGCCAUCGACGCACAGGUGGCGGCUCUGGAGCACCGCCAGGCCCACGCCACGCUUUCCCUGGCGGAGGAGAAGCGGCUGCUGGAGGACAUCCGCGCGCUGAACAAGUCGCGCGCCACGGUGGCGGAGCUGACCGCGGGCAUGGGCCGGCUGGAGGCGGACGACUCCUCCCGCACCUCCCUCCAGGACGGGCUGCGGGGGCUGGGCGACGCGCUGACCGCGCUGCGCGCCGAGGAGGACGGGCUGAAGGCGCGCCUGGCGGAGCUGCAGGCGGAGGCCGCAGCCAAGGGCGCGACCUACCCGGACUGGAAGAACGAGGUGGCGCAGUGCCGCGAGGUGUGCAAGCAGGCCUACGAGAAGAUCAAGGAGCUGCGCGCGGAGAACGACGAGCGCUGGGCGGCGUACAAGGUGGCCAACGCGGAAUGGCGCGAGCAGGACGCCGCGGAGCGCAAGCGUAAGUACGAGGAGCGCCAGCGCGAGCGUGAGGCGCGGGACGCGGAGUGGGCCGCCCGCGCCCUGGAGAACCAGCCGGAGCCAUACGACCGCGAGAUCACCAUGGCUGACCAGCUGAUCAAGUACCUGGCCAAGUACUCCGCGCCCGCCGAGGUGGCGGCCGUGCACAAGACGGCCCCCAAGGAGAUGGAGGGCUUCAAGCCACUCCAGAAAGCGGGCGUGAGCGAGGCGGAUGCCUGGUUCCUGGGCUCUGGCUCAAAGAAGGGCAAGGGCAAGAAGGGCUCCGCAGCUCCCGCCGCGGAGGCCGCGCGCCUGACGCACUCCCUGGACAUCCUGGAGGCCUUUGGCGCGCUCUCCAUCUCGGUGCCCAUCACCGCCGCCGCCGUGCCGGGCACCCUGGCACGCGUGCAGGAGCAGAAGGCGGUCGACGGCAGCAAGGUCGCGCCUGGCGCGGUCUCCGAGCCCGCAGCCGGCGUCGAGCGGAGCGAGGGCUCCGUCUCCGUGGGACUGACCGUGCACCAAGGGGGGGUGGCCCUGGACAUCAGCCACGCCUGA
Auxenochlorella protothecoides is the source of this 1398-nucleotide messenger RNA. RefSeq lists its product as uncharacterized. The record is from RefSeq and is a predicted model, not a curated record. Bases 1 to 1398 code for a protein of 465 amino acids. Lineage: Eukaryota; Viridiplantae; Chlorophyta; Trebouxiophyceae; Chlorellales; Chlorellaceae. Gene Ontology annotation, biological process: intracellular mRNA localization. The transcript is spliced from 7 exons. Gene Ontology annotation, cellular component: ribonucleoprotein complex; endoplasmic reticulum; nuclear outer membrane-endoplasmic reticulum membrane network. Gene Ontology annotation, molecular function: mRNA binding.